AAGAAUUUCAAUGGAACCCUAUUAAGCACAGGUUUUUAGUGAGAGAAAGAGUGUGAAACUCUAUUAGCAUUUCUACUUUCUCUCUCUAGAAAAAACGAGCCCCUUAGCGUAAAGUUUCUGCGACCAAAAAAAAAAGGAAAAAAAUUCGAUUCAAUUCAAUGGCCAACAGCAAUCUUCCUCGAAGAAUUAUUAAGGAAACUCAACGUCUUCUCAGCGAACCCGCGCCGGGAAUAAGUGCGUCUCCUUCGGAAGAAAAUAUGCGAUACUUCAAUGUCAUGAUUCUUGGUCCAACACAAUCUCCUUAUGAAGGAGGUGUUUUCAAACUGGAACUCUUUUUGCCUGAAGAGUACCCAAUGGCUGCUCCGAAGGUUCGAUUUCUCACCAAAAUAUACCAUCCCAACAUUGAUAAGCUUGGUAGGAUAUGCCUUGAUAUUCUCAAGGACAAGUGGAGUCCUGCUCUUCAGAUUCGUACCGUUCUUUUGAGCAUUCAAGCACUUCUGAGUGCACCAAAUCCAGAUGAUCCACUCUCUGAGAACAUUGCGAAGCAUUGGAAGUCGAAUGAGGCUGAAGCUGUUGAAACGGCUAAAGAAUGGACCCGCCUGUAUGCAAGCGGUGCCUGAAACGGCACGACUAAGUGAUUUUGAAAAAAAAAAAAAAAGAUGUGGAAUGUAAUUUAUCCACUGUCUAAUCAGGGGACUUUGGAGGACUGAAAGCUAAAUGCUUCAAAUUACCAUCUAUAAUAUUUUCCCUACCCUUGAAACUGUAUAAUCAAAUAUUGCACCUUUUUAUUCCAAGUUGAAGAAAGUUUUUACUAUGACAGAAACGGUUCUGAAGUGAAAGAAGUAUCAUAUGAGAGACUAGUUAUUUCCUUUUUCCAAUCCUGAAACUGGAGGAUUGCUGCUGCAGCAGCAAAUAUUUAUCUGCAUUAUUAAGGGUUAAUCAUGUUCUGAUUUCCAA
Molecule: messenger RNA, 957 nt
Organism: Nicotiana attenuata
Lineage: Eukaryota; Viridiplantae; Streptophyta; Magnoliopsida; Solanales; Solanaceae
Product: ubiquitin-conjugating enzyme E2 36
Exons: 8
Coding region: 159-620 (153 amino acids)
Biological process (GO): protein K63-linked ubiquitination; DNA damage tolerance
Cellular component (GO): nucleus
Molecular function (GO): ubiquitin conjugating enzyme activity
Source: RefSeq, a predicted model, not a curated record